Molecule: messenger RNA, 1110 nt
Organism: Fonsecaea nubica
Lineage: Eukaryota; Fungi; Ascomycota; Eurotiomycetes; Chaetothyriales; Herpotrichiellaceae
Exons: 2
Coding region: 1-1110 (369 amino acids)
Source: RefSeq, a predicted model, not a curated record
AUGGCAGCCGACAUCGCAACUCCCCUGACUGCCAUCCCCACGGCGACGGCGGCAGACGCAGCAACACUUCUCAAUGACCUCGAUGACCUCGACCUCCCCGACUUCGACCCAGCAAUCCACCUUGCGUUCCAACCACCCGCCCAACGCCACACGUUUGGCGAAGUUGGCCUCCCCAAGCCGCCGCACAAUGUCCCCGAUCUGUGCUACACGGACCCGUUCCCCCUGUUUUCCGCCGAAGGGGUGCGCAUCCUCCGACGAGAGAUGCUCAGUAAGCCGAUCUUGGACAGGUACCUCAAGUCGUGGGAGCGGGCUCCGGCGUAUGUAGCUGGUCAUGAAAAGUCGGCAAAGUUCACGCUUCAGGCAUGGCAACAUCCCGCCACUCAGGCUGCCAUCGACAGAGCCGCUGGAUUUCCGCUCCGUCGACUCUACAAGACCGGCGACAUCGGCAUGCUCAACAUCCAACUCGGCCCCGAAGGGUUGGCGGGCGUCUAUAAGCUCACGGAGACGCCCCUGCCACCACAAUCGCCGCUGGAUUUGGAAAAGUCCGUGUACGACAACGUCCCGAUCGACUCGUGGCACAAAGACCAGGUCCCCGUCGUGUGUGUGGUCAUGCUGAGCGACACGAGCGCGAUGCAGGGCGGCGAGACAGCGAUCAAGACCGGCGACGGGUCCAUCGUCAGAGUCAAAAGCCCAACCAUCGGCGGAGCUGUCAUCAUGCAAGGCGGGUGCACCGAGCACGCGGCCCUGCGAGCGACCAAUGUCCCCGAACGAAUCAGCAUGGUGACCAGCUACACGUAUGCGGAUCCCAAUAUGGACGACCGGUACUCUUCCCUGCGGAGCGUCGACCCGGCAAACGACGACAUGGCCCUGAUGAUCAACCUGUUCCUUAAGGACAAGCUCACCCGUCUUCGGGGUCGCAUUGAUCUGGUUUUGGCAGGCCUGGCCGAGAAGGAGAACACGGGAGAAAUGAUUCAACGGGACGAGGUUGAGCGAUGGAUCAAAGACCAAACGGAAUUUCUGCGGCGCAGUGCAUGGGAAAUGUUUGAACGGGUCCCAAAUUUCCUGCAUAAGGAUCCGCCAGAGGACGUUAUCCAGGAUUAUCUCAAAUAG